This is a messenger RNA of Stegodyphus dumicola, 6132 nucleotides long. Its product is annotated as phenazine biosynthesis-like domain-containing protein 1. Gene Ontology annotation, molecular function: isomerase activity. Lineage: Eukaryota; Metazoa; Arthropoda; Arachnida; Araneae; Eresidae. Gene Ontology annotation, biological process: biosynthetic process. Gene Ontology annotation, cellular component: cytoplasm. The record is from RefSeq and is a predicted model, not a curated record.
GGAAGUUUCGCUGUUUGAAUUCGAAAGUAAAACGCACUUAAUUUCCUGAAACAGAAUUUUGUAAAUAUUAAAAUGGCUAAUAAUAAUAAAUCUGAAGGUAUUAAAUUAGACUUCUUUAUCGUCGAAGCUUUUGCGAAUCAAGCGUUUAAAGGCAAUAGUGCAGCAGUGUGUUUAAUUCCGCGUGGGCAAGGUAUCUCAAGCAGUACAAAGCAACAAAUUGCAUCAGAGCUGAACCAACCUACUACUGCUUUUGUUUCAGUUAUUAAUGAAAAGGAAGCAUUCCAAGAUGCAAAGCAGUUUGCUUUGCAGUGGUAUUCUCCUACAUCUGAAUCACCUCUUUGUGGUCAUGGAACUCUAGCUUCAGCUGCAGUACUUUUUUCUAUAUAUGAUAAUUGUUCAGAAACUUUGAAUUUUGAAACAGCUAGAGGCAAAUUGACAGCAAAGUGGUUAUUUAAUGAAAAAGUACAACUUGAUUUACCUGCAUAUGAACCCAAAUCUCCAGUAAUGGAAGAAUUUCAAGUAUUAGUUAAGGCUGUUACUGGAUCUUAUUGUGUUCAAGAAGUUUUGCUGUCCGAUUCAAAAUAUUUAAUGAUACGUUUGCAAGACAAUUUUACAAGAAAAGAGCUUGAGCUGUUAAAUCCAAAAGAGGCUGAACUUUUAGCUGCAACAUCUGCUAUAAGAGGUGUAAUUGUGACUGUUAAAGGAUCUGGCAUGAAUGAUUGUCUUGAUGGUGAUGGGAUAAGUUAUGAUUUUAUUUCUCGUGUCUUUGCACCCUGGCGUGGAAUAUUAGAAGACCCUGUUUGUGGAGCUGCCCACUGUGUACUUGGAUCAUACUGGGCUAAAAUUUUAAAGAAAAGCAAAUUAUAUGCUCGGCAGUGUUCACCUAGAGGUGGUGAACUAAAUAUUGAAGUCAUAAAAGAUAGAGUUAUGCUAAGUGGUGAUGCAUUUAUUGUUGUGAAAGGGCAAAUAAACUUUUAAAAAAGGAGCAGAAAACAGGCUUGGAUAAAAUUGUAUGUUUUAUUAGCAUUAAUUUCAUAAAAAGAGGCUAAUUGCUUUGAAUAGCAAUAAUUAUUAAGCUACAGAAAGUAGGAAUAUUAGAAAAUAUCCUUGUGAAGAUAUGAGAAACUUAAACUAUAAUGUGCCAAUAAAUAGCUAUUUUUGGAUAACUUUUGCGAAAGAAGAACGAAUGAAAUAAUGUUAUUAAAAUUGGAUUAUAUAUGAAUAUCAAGGGGGGAAGCAAUUAUAUAAUUCAAAUUUAGAAAUAAGCUAAAUAAUAGGAAAAAAGGAACAUGUACCAUAUUAUCUUCUGACAUGUUUUGAGCUUCUUUUUUAAAUUAAUGUGAGUAAAAAUUAUUGAUUAAAAAAUUUAAGGGCAUUAUUUUUUAUAAUGGCAGUUCUUAGGCAAAUUUGCUAAGUUUUACUUCUAUACCUAUAUGCCACAUCUGUUCCUAAAUUAAUUUUUUAGAAUAUCUAUUAAAAAUAUUUAACACUUUUAAAUUAAAAAAUUGGAUGCAGAAGUUGUUCUAUAUUACUGACUAACAUUAAAAAUUUGUAACUUUAAUGAUGUAAAGUGUUUAGAAUGAAAAAUAAGUAUGUAGUAAUAAAAGUAUGUAAGCAAGACAGGGCUAGUUUCAAGGAUAGAUAACAUAAGCAGCUGCAGAGAAGUAUUUAGAGGAUGCCAACAGCUGAGUUGUCCUCAAAAGCUACAAAAAAUAAAAGUAUAUUUUCCUUUGAAUUAUUAACAUGUUUGUUGAAUUUAUUCAGGCACCAAUUUUACUUGUCACUUAAGUGCCAAAAAUGCUAAAUAGCUGGGUUUGAAAUAAAACAUAACAAUAUUAUGUUGUAAAUGUAAUAUGUUAUAUAGUAUGCUAUGCAAGCAAUAUGCUUUAUGCUACAUAUUCAAGAACCAAUGAAAUAAGUAUCAGAUAUCCAGAAAGUUUGGGGCAGCUGACUUACAGUAUAAUUUUUCUGCUUUUUCACCUGGUGAUUUGGGUUUAAUUUAUUUGAUUAUGACAAAGCAUACAAGGGCUAUCUACCUAAAGAGAGGAUGCCUUCAUGGAGGGCUUUCUAAGGGAAACUUCCUUGUGUCCUUUAUGUCACAUGAAGGAAAAAUCACAAAAAUGUCCAUGAAGCCAACUAAUUCUCCUGGAAUUGAAUCCAGAUCAGUGUGAAGUUCAGUGACUUCGGUAACACUUAAACACUCUGAACUACCAUAGGGUAGCUAGGUACAAGAAAAGUAGCUUCCGCUAUUGAGUUAUGUUCUGAACAUAAUGAAGAAAAGCUUGGUACCAUUAAGCUAAUCAGUAGAAAACAUACAUCAUUCUUUUAAGGGUAAGACAGGAAAAUUAUUAUUCUGAAUAUUUGGUUGUUCUAAAACAUUUGUGUAUGAUAACUUCAUUAGUCAAGAAAAAUUUGUUUGGGUAUUAGUAUUACUUAAUGCUAUGAAUUUUAUAGCUUGUUAAAUGUCAUAAAUUUUAUUGCAUCUUCUGGGGAAAAUUUAAUGCUACAAAAUUAGCUUUCUAUAUCCGACCUAUGUAUUAUAAAAAUUCAGUGUAACUGAAAUCUGUUCAUCCAAGUGGCAAUGGAAUGGCCUAAUUGAUGGGGUUCUCAUUAAUCAGAAAUAUAUUGUAUACUAAAAAACUUGAAAGCUUACUCUAGUAAACUCAAAUAUUUGUGUAUUAUAGUAUAUAUGUGUGUGUGUGUGUAUAACAGUAUCACAGAUUUUCAUUUAAAAAAAAAUGAACCCAAUUGUAUUUCUGUGCAAUAUGCUGCUGAAAAAUUAAUAAAUGAUAGAUAAAAAGUAAGAACAUGUAAUGCGAAUCAAACUUAAUUCAGAAUAUAUAUAAAUUUAAAUAAAAAUAUAAGGUGUGAAUAAGUGUUUAAGAUAAAGCAAGAUUUAAGAUUACAUCGAUGGAACUGUCUGACAAUUAUUCUUCAGACUUACAAGGGGAAAAAAAUAAAGAAAUGCAAUAUUUAUGCCAUUUGACAAAUACGAUCCUCCCAUGUGAAAAGCUGAACUAAUGUGCAAUUUUCUCGAUAACUACUGAAGAGAUUUCAAUAUUUUUUUUUAAUAAUUUUGGCAAUAGUUAAAAAAAUAUAUUUGAUAGCUCAGAAAAAAGUAAAUAAAAAUAAAAAUUAUGAAAUUUAAAAAAUAAGAAAAAUCUAGUAUGGUUUUCUUUAAUACUUCGUACUACCUGUUGCAACAGCCUUGACUAUUAUGGUAUUUUGAAUUAUAAAGUAGAUCAGCUGAUUUGCACAAACACAUCUUUGUACUACUUUUCUUUGUUGCAUUUUCUGAGUUCUUGCUUCCAGAUGAAGAAAUUUUUUUUACUCCUUCACGUACACUUAUUUCUUCUGUACCAACUUCUUUGAUGUUUGAAAAAUUUUCUUUACAAACGGUAAACUGGUUUCUUGUGCACUAUGAUUUUAAUGUACAAAACUUAGUACCAAGAACAUAAAACUCAUCAUGUUUAAUAUCUGUAAUAAUGACUAUUACUGAUUUUGGAUACAUUUUCGACUUAUAAGUAUCAGGUGCUAUAAGUUUGUCCUUUCUUCCAAUAUUUAGAAUAUCAUAAUGUUUCAAUCUUCUGUUUGUUUUUCCUUCACACAUUUUGCUUCUUUCACUUCAUUUAUUAAAUAAGUGUAUUUCUUAUUUGUUAAAUAAAAGCUGUUAUUGUGCUCAUUUUCUACAGAUUUAUACAAAAUGUCUUAAAAAACUUUUUCCACAUAGCAUCACUCAUUUUUUUUUAGCAAAAUGAAAAACACAAAAUAUGUUAAAAUGGAAACAAACUCCUUCUAUUUUAGAUUUUAGCCACUUACACUUGUUUGAAUUCACUCGAAGCUAGAUUGCGUAUGAUGCAAAUAAGGAGGGGUGCAGGUAUAAUUCAAGGUCAAUUUAAAUCCCUCGUUUGGGGCUUUUACCGAAAGGCAUUGUUAACUCUUAGAUUUUACUGCAAAGGCUUGGUAAAAAGACAAAAUGGAAUCAUAUUAAAGCAUGCUUCGGACUUUUAUCAAGCCACUUUGGUAAAAGCUAGGUUUUACCGGUAAAACCUACGAUUUAACAAACUUAGCUUUUAUAGUAACAUAUCCGUGCAUUCAUGCACAUGUGUAAUUUAGGAAUAUUGACUGCAUAGAUUGAGUUUGGAGCAUGCAUAGAAGAUACAUUUUGGUGAAUAAACUUGGAAGUUGGUCAGUUCAAGAAGACACAUGUUAUGUUACGAUUGAAGUUAUGUUUAUUAUUAUUAUUAUUGUAGUUAAAUAUUUUGCAGCCACAAGUAAUCUGACACAUUAAUAAUGCUCGUUCCAGUAUAUUUACAUUUUUAAAAAUAUUUUUGUGAUAAGAAGAGAGUGGUGCAGUAGCAGUCUAGCUAGACCAAAAAGCAAAAGUGAAAUUAAAUGUUUUCAGGAUGAAAUCUUAAUUCAGAAUGUAUUAGUUUCAGUAUCAGUAAAUUUUGAGUGGAUAAUUAAUAAUGCUGAAAAAUUAUUAUUGACUGUUUGAGCUUUAGUUCCAUUUGCAUCACCAGCAUUAUGUAAAAUCGUACAAUGUGGAUUAAUCUAGAAAUGAUGCAGUCCAGAAAAGUUAUCAUAAACAAUUACUAUUUUUAGAAUAAAUAAGGAAAAUACCCUAAAAUAAAGAAUUAAGAUGUUAUUUCUAAUUGAAGAUUUUAAGUUUGCAUUUUGAAAGAUAUUUGAAGUGCAUUUGCAAAAGAUUUAUAAUUAUUUGUGUAUAAAGUAUGAAAUCCAAGUUAGCUACUAUUGUUUUAUCUAAGAAAAUUGUGUAUUUAAUUAUAUAAAAUUAGGAAAUAUGUGAUAAAUUUUAUGUUCAUGAAUGUUAUAAAUUUUAUUCUGAAAAAAAGAGGAUAGGGUUUCUUUUAAUCAUCUGUUUUAAUAUAUUUACUCAGUUACAAUGGCUAUAAAUGUAUUUUAAAUCAGAAGAUUUCUAAUAAAGAAAAACCCUGUUUAAUACAAAUUCAAUAUGCUUGGUAAUUAGUCAGUGUGAAUGAGUGAUUGAACAUUUUUCCAUGCUUUAUGUGAGUGUUUUGAUAUGUCUUAUGCAAUACCGCAUUUUUUAUUGCUAAUUGCUCGGUAAUAAAUUUAUUUUAAAUCUGGAAGUAUUGCUAAAACAGAUCUAAAAAGUAUAGCCGUUGCAGUGAAGAAAACUGCAAGGAUCGACAUUCAUAAUAUGUACUCAGCAUUUGUACUCUACUGUUAAUUUUGAAUGGAAGUAUAGUUUUAAUGUUAGCAUGUUUUUAUUGUUUAAAUUUGUUAAACAUUGCAUCAAGUUUUAAGAAACAGUAAACUAGCUUUUUUUUUUUUAUCUGCAAUGAAGGAGGAAUUCAAAAUUAAAGAGUAAGGGGGUGGAGGGAAAAAAAAAAAAAAAUAUUCUCACUUAAAUUUUAAAAAGUCACCUUUUAAACUGCAAGCAAUUGAAGACUAAAGCUAAUUGAAAUUGUAAAAGCAUUCAAGCUAAUUUUUGCUCAUUUUGAUUGGUAUCAAAUGAAUUUAGAAAUGUAUCGAAAUCUUCAUAAGGUGGUUGCCACCUGUGACAAAUUGCAUAUCAAAAUAAAAAGUGGAGCACUAUUUAUGCAUCAUUACUUAACUUUUACAGGGGUUGAAAAAUAAUUUAAUCAACUGUUUGGGCAUUAAAUGAGACUUUAUGCAGUAGACUUUUUAACUUUUAUUAUUAUAUAUUUUUAACUCGUAUGUAAGACAUACACCCACAGCCGAAAUUUAUAGUCACCUGUUAAUGUAUUGUAAUUACUCUUGUUUAUUGUAUAUAUUUAACGUGAUUUUGCUUAGCGUGCAAUUGUUGAUUGGUUAAUUAACUGCAUAAAGUUAGGUUUACCUAUGUCUUUGUAAAUUAAGCUAUGAAAGUUAGUAUUGUGUAUAAAGAAUAGUCAGUUUACAUUUUGAAUAGUUGUGAAUUUUCUAGAUAUUUUUCUUAUAUUCAAGACAUUAUAUUUUUUACAGUGUCUUUGUAUUUUGUAUUUGUUAUUAUAGUAUUAUAUAUACAUAUACAAAAACUGCAAAAUUUAAUGUUUUGUGCAGAAUAUGCUAUAUAGUUUGCUGCAUAUGUAUUUUUAUAACAAAGUAAUUUUGUGUAUUUUGUUAAUAUUGCAAUUAAAAAAAAAA